This is a messenger RNA of Monomorium pharaonis (pharaoh ant), 2403 nucleotides long. RefSeq lists its product as uncharacterized. The transcript has 6 exons. Bases 811 to 1818 code for a protein of 335 amino acids. The record is from RefSeq and is a predicted model, not a curated record. Lineage: Eukaryota; Metazoa; Arthropoda; Insecta; Hymenoptera; Formicidae.
AGUACGUUUAAUAAUAUAUAUAUAGUACGUUUAUUUAAUAAUUCUUAAAUAAUCAGUUAUAACAAUGUGUUGAUAAAGUAUCUCUUUUGACUGAAUUCUCCAGCAGAUUAUUCUCGAACUGUCAAUAUUGAACAGGAUGCAAUGAACAUAAGAACCAAUGACGAAGAUAAUGCGAGCCAAUGAGGAUUCUUCUUACUCUUUUACGUAGUUGAUUACGAGUGUCCUGGAUGGACUUUGAAUUACGUUUCUCUGAUGAUACAUCUUAUUUCUGAAUAUGUAUUUAUGUAUAAAAAUAAUUCACACAGUAAUUAAUACAAUGAUAUUUGUUGUAUAAAUUUAUAAAAAAAUCAGAAACUUUUAUUAGUAAUAAUAACUAACUUUGCUAGCUUUUUCAAUGCUAAUUUCUGCGCAUUUGUUAGUAAGUGGUUGUUAUUAUUAAAAAUAUGCAAUCUAUAAGCAUACUAAAAAUGUUUUUAUAUCUAUUGCUUUGAAAGUUAGACAACACUGUUUCAUAAAUAUAACUUUAAUUAAAAAUAAAUUAAUUAAUUUGAAAUAAAAUUAGGAUAUUGGGAUGCAAUAGUCAGAAUUUAUAGAUUUAUCUAUGUAUCGUGUACAAAGUUUGCACAUAAUAAGACUUCUAUGGUUGUGCAAUGGUGCCCGUUAACGCCCAGAUUUACUUUCGCGUUCAUGUUAUCGUCAAUGUAACUGAAGAUAUGUUACGCCUCUGUAAACUUACGAACGAAACUUUAUAAGUAUGCCGCACAUUUUUGUUUCGAGUCUUUCGUUCGAGGUUUUCUUUGCGUCUACGAUAUGGAAUUGUGCGUGCUCCGGCUUUUUGUGACGUGCUAUCUGACUUGCAUUCUAAGCAGAAAUGCAAUCGGUGAAUCUACAUUAAUUAAAGUUUUCCCAUCUAUUAAUAAUAUUUCUCAACCGGAACUGAGAAUAUCUAAGAUAGGCAAUACGCGAACCGAGCAAUUAAUCAAGACGGAAACGAGACCAGAUGGGAUUAUUUUGAAAAAUGUUGAUGAUGAUUGGUAUAAACUUGAAACAUCACGAGAAUCUUCGGAGAAUCAAUCAAUGAAGAGAAGAAUUUUGAACAAUUUAAAAGAAGCAAAAUGUUCUAGGUAUUGUAUACAACAACUGGGAAUUAGCAAAGAUUUUGAAGAAAUCAAUCUUGUUCCGUCAUUUGCCGAUCAAAAUGGAGAUGAUUACUUUUCACUUGAAAACAAUUCAAACUUAAAUAUAUUAAAACAUAUAUCUACUGAUAAUAAAAGUUCAACAGUUUUAGCUUAUUGUAAAAUCUAUCUUAAUUUGAAUUGUGACAUGAUUAGCAUAGAAAAAAAUUUGAUUGCGCAAAACAACAAAUUUUCCAAUUUUAAAUUUAAUCAAGAAAAUAACAAGAUAUUAAAAACUUAUUUUCCAUAUACUAUUACAGAUUUCUCGAAAAAAUUAGUGCACAGAACUAACUUGAGUGGAUAUACUGAAAUCAAUUUUGAAACCGAUGCCAAUGUAACUAGAAUUGAGAUCAAUAUUUUAGGAAAUCUUACACGUGCAAUUUUAAUAAUCCCUACGAGAGAAAACAGAAUGAGACCAGGGCUAGUGAUGUCAUUGGCAAGUGCAUACAGCACGAAAGGGAUGGCUAUCGGCGCGCGCAACUUUUUAGAUAGAUGGUGCGUAAAGCUAACGGGGGUGGAAAAUUCAAAGUACAAUUUCGACGUAAUUGCUUACUACGGAUCAAAUGAGGAAGAUAAUAUGAAAGAUAAUAUUAUCAACGUUAACUUCAUGAAUGGUAAGCAAAAUUGCAAAUUGCAGUGUUAAUCACACGACGAUUAAUUACACGACAACAUUUAUUUUAUAUAAAUAAAUGCAUUUGUAAAAUAAAAAAUUAAAUUUAAAAUAUUACAUUUUUGCCCCUACAUGUAGUAAUGUCAAUUCUUAACACAUAUGAAUUACUGUAUAAAUUUUUUACGAACGUUUAAAAGUAUCGAUACUGACUCAUUCAUUCUGAAGUUCUUGAUAUGAGAUCAUUAACUAUUUUACAUAUCAAAGUCACAUUUUGUCUAAACAAUACAAAGUCCAAAAUUAGGUCAUAAGACGUCUUUAACCUGAUUUUAAACUUAAUAUUGUCUGUAUCUUUUGUUUUAUAACCUAUUAAUCAAAUCAACCGAAAAAUCUUAAAUAAAAUAAUAAAACAAUUUAAAGAUAUUACUGAGCUGCAUACUUUCUAACAUACUUUCUAUAAAUGUAAAUAUAAUAGACUUCAACAAAACAGUUUCAACAAAAGUCUGUAAAAUUUAAUUUUAUAGAAUAUCAACUCUAAGAAAAGAGACGAUAUCAUUAAAUUAUUAAUAAUGCAAAAUCAAAUAAUCUAAUCUAAGAAUUAGAAAAAAAGAAAAUAAAUCA